AAAAAAAAAAAAAAAAAAAAAAAAAGAAUGCUGACGUGUAUAACGUGUUCGAAGCAACAGAUAGAGGAUGGUGGAGAAGAAGUGGGAGCGCGUGGGACUCCUAGUGGAAAAGAAGCCGUCAAAAGCCUGACGGCGCAGAUAAAGGAUGCAUUAAAAGUGUCUGGAACUUCAAAGGGAAAACCACCAAUAGGACCUAGCAACUACAAGAAACCACCACCACAUAGAGCUUACCCAGACUUUGAGACUAUAUCUGAAGGGGGGGCCCACUACCCUUAUAUGCAAUCAGGAAGCACUAGUUCUAGUACUCCUGCAUGGGAUUUCACUAGCAACAAUGAUUCACAUCAAACAAAUGCAGGAUUCGAACCUCCAAGACAAUCUGGUCAUUUGGUUUUGGAAGAUGAAGAUGAGCCUAAAGAAUGGAUGGCUCAGGUUGAGCCAGGUGUCCAAAUCACAUUCGUUUCCUUGCCUAAUGGUGGCAAUGACCUUAAACGAAUUCGUUUCAACCGGGAGAUGUUCAACAAAUGGCAAGCUCAGAGGUGGUGGGGUGAGAAUUAUGACAGAAUAAUGGAACUUUACAAUGUCCAAAGAUUCAACUGCCAAGCUUUAAAUACACCCUCUCAAUCUGAAGAUGGGAGAGAUUCUUCCUACUCACGACUUGGAUCCGCAAGGGAGAGUCCAAUGAUGACACCAUCAAUCAACAAAGAUUGGAACAACAGAAACUACUACAAACCCCCAGACCAAGGCGGGGCCCACCACUACAACGUGGGCCCCAGUGCCUACGUGGCAGGUGGGUCCAAGGGUGAGAUGUCGUCCAUGGAGGCGUCAAGGACAACAACAUCUUCAAGAGAUGAGGCUUCGAUUUCUGUUAGCAAUGCAAGUGAUACAGAGUCUGAAUGGGUUGAGCAAGACGAGCCAGGUGUUUAUAUUACCAUCAGACAGUUGACAGAUGGCACUAGAGAAUUACGACGUGUUAGAUUCAGUCGUGAAAAGUUUGGGGAAGUGCAUGCAAAAAUGUGGUGGGAACAAAACAGGGAGAGAAUACAAUCGCAAUACCUUUAAUUAUAUACAACCAAACCAACCAAUCAUUGUCACUAAUUAUAUAUUCUAAUCGGGUUUAGAUGGUCAAAGUUUUGACGGAUAUCCGGAUAUGUCCAUCUUUAUUUAGGUCAAAUUAUGAGGGAUUUCUUGUUCCGAUUUUCGGGUUUAUGCAAUGUUUUUUAUUAUGUUUCAAUAUUUGUGAUAGGAAGUUGGUAUCUUGGACUUUUGUAUUUUUUUUUUUUAAUUUUUAAUUUGCAA
Molecule: messenger RNA, 1296 nt
Organism: Lactuca saligna
Lineage: Eukaryota; Viridiplantae; Streptophyta; Magnoliopsida; Asterales; Asteraceae
Source: the annotation of a GenBank genome assembly